AAUCCUGAAGUCGCACCCCCAAUCCCAAUGGUGGCGUGAGCAGCAGAGGAGUUGCCAGAGGAGAGGCGAGGAUGGAGGCCAUUGGCAAAGCCUGCUGUUCUUCCUUGGUCCUCAUGUCCCCGCUCGACAAAGAUGCAAUUUUUACGAUGAAGAUGAAGAACAAGAACAAACAACGCGUGUGCGCUGUCAUAGGUCCCAAGAAUCCCUUCAAGCUGAGCAAAAUCUCGUGUGGAGUAUCAGAAGAUGGGGUGGAGCCUAAACAGAAGAAACCCACCACAGUGUCAGCCAUUCCCGGAAGCAGGACUGAGGAUUAUAACACAGCCAUGAAGAGGAUGAUGAGGAAUCCUUAUGAGUAUCACCACGAUCUUGGCAUGAAUUACACACUGAUAACUGAUAAUUUGAUCGUGGGCUCGCAGCCUCAGAAACCUGAAGAUAUUGAUCAUCUGAAACACGAAGAGAAUGUGGCUUACAUAUUAAACUUGCAGCAAGAUAGGGACAUUGAAUACUGGAGAAUCGACUUCCAGUCUAUCCUGAGAAGAUGUCAAGAGCUUGGAAUCCAGCAUAUGAGAAGGCCGGCAAGAGAUUUUGAUCCAGAUUCGUUGAGAACUGGAUUACCCAAAGCCGUGUCAUCUUUGGAGUGGGCAAUCUCAGAUGGAAAGGGGAGGGUUUAUGUGCACUGUACAGCUGGUCUUGGAAGGGCCCCUGCCAUUGCAGUUGCUUAUUUGUACUGGUUCUGUGGCAUGGAUCUGAACAAGGCUUAUGCCUUUCUUACUGCGAAACGUCCUUGUGGACCGAAUAAAAGAGCCAUACGAGGAGCUACCUAUGAUCUGACCAAGAAUGAUCUGGGGAAGGAGCCUUUCGAGAGUCUUCCAGAAUAUUCUUUUGAAGGUGUAGCUGAUUGGGAGAGAAGCUUGAUUCAGGAACGUGUAUGUUCACUCCGUGGGACUUGAAUGUCCAUGUGAUAUCUUUGCUGGGACAACUUCUUCCCUAUCAGAGUUUUGGGAGUAUGGAACGAUUAUGGAGGGGUAGUCGAGGGAGAGAAUAAUGGCUUAUUUGCUGUUACAGGCACAUAAACCUUUGUGUCCUCAAUGAUUAUACAAAAGUUGGUUGGAGAAGAACUUGAAACCCAUCAUCGUUUAAUAUGGAUGGUUUUAUACAUACACAGCGAGAACAUUGACAUUGACGCAUGCUGUCAAUAUGAUACCGGGUGCCAGUUCCUUUUUGUAGUAGAGCAAGUGAGGUCCAACCAACCGCAGUCAACAGUGAAUAGAAAUGGUGUAUUUGAGGUCUCA
Messenger RNA from Syzygium oleosum, 1292 nucleotides. RefSeq names its product phosphoglucan phosphatase LSF2, chloroplastic. The record is from RefSeq and is a predicted model, not a curated record. Gene Ontology annotation, biological process: protein dephosphorylation; starch catabolic process. Gene Ontology annotation, cellular component: chloroplast. NCBI's taxonomy places the organism in Eukaryota, Viridiplantae, Streptophyta, Magnoliopsida, Myrtales, Myrtaceae. The transcript has 5 exons. The coding region runs from base 72 to 950 and encodes 292 amino acids. Gene Ontology annotation, molecular function: starch binding; carbohydrate phosphatase activity; protein tyrosine/serine/threonine phosphatase activity.